CCUACUGCAGCGAGCCCUCACCGGCCAGCAGACAGCAGAAAGCGAACUCGGAGCGGACCGUGUGUGCGUGAAUCUGGUACUCAAACCUGGUAUUCACCUCCAUUUGACCAGUGGCACACAAUGGCUUCCACCACCGUGCCCAGUGCCGAGCUGGCCCCGGCACUGGUGCCGCCAACUGAGGAAAUGGCAGCCUUGAAGACGACUAGUCAAGACGACGCGGCGGUCGAGUUGCCCCCUCACCGAUCACACGAUCCUGCCAAGAGCCUGAAACGGAGCGAUCCAUUCCAGUUUGGGAGCCGAUACCUCUCCAAGGAAGACGACGUGUUUGAGUUCAAUGCCUGGGAUCAUGUCGAGACUGACGACGCGUACAAGGAGUACACGGAACGUCAACUCGAGAUGCAGCGCCAGGCUCCUGUCUCUGACUUUGACAAGAACAGGUUUAACUCGAACCCCGCAAAGUGGUGGAACCUCUUCUACAAAAAUAAUGCGUCCAACUUUUUCAAGGACCGCAAGUGGCUGCAGCAAGAAUUUCCGAUUCUUGCCGAAGUGACCAAGGAAGACGCUGGGCCAGUGACAGUGUUGGAGAUUGGCGCCGGCGCCGGCAACACGGCGUUUCCUGUACUGGCCAACAACAAGAACCCGCAGCUCAAGAUCCACGCCUGCGACUUUUCCAAGACGGCUGUGGACGUGAUGCGCAAUCACGAGGCGUAUGACACGGCACACAUCCAGGCGGAUGUGUGGGACGUCUCCGGGGACGAUCUGCCUCCAGGUUUGGAGGAGGGCUCCGUAGACGUCGCCGUCAUGGUGUUCAUCUUCUCUGCGCUGUCGCCGACGGAGUGGGCACAGGCGGUCCGCAAUGUGUACAGUGUACUGAAGCCGGGCGGCCUGGUCUGCUUCCGAGACUAUGGAAGAGGUGACUUGGCCCAAGUGCGGUUCCGCAAGGGACGGUACCUAGAGGAGAACUUUUACAUCCGUGGCGACGGGACCCGCGUCUACUUUUUCGACCGGGACGAGCUGUCCAACAUUUGGUCUGGGGAAAGCUCCUCGGGGGUAGACGCGCCCAUGUUCGAGGUGGAGAAUCUCGGCAUCGACCGGAGGCUGCUUGUCAACCGAGCCGAGAAGAUCAAGAUGUAUCGGUGCUGGUUACAAGGAAGAUUUAGAAAGAAGUAGACAAGGAUACCCAAAUAGAAAGCGAAAUCAAUCACGUGGUCAAGCGUAUUGUCUGUUAUUCGCGCUUGAUUCAGUACAGGAGCUGUUCCCGGAGCCUGUCGCGAUCCUGUUGGCCGAAACCGAUCCCAUCCAGGUACGCGUCCAGGCCGCCGUAGGUCUGCGCCAGGUGCUUCUCCAUGCCGGAAAUCAUGUCC
This is a messenger RNA of Purpureocillium takamizusanense, 1364 nucleotides long. Its product is annotated as tRNA(Thr) (cytosine(32)-N(3))-methyltransferase. NCBI's taxonomy places the organism in Eukaryota, Fungi, Ascomycota, Sordariomycetes, Hypocreales, Ophiocordycipitaceae. The record is from RefSeq and is a predicted model, not a curated record. Gene Ontology annotation, molecular function: tRNA (cytidine-N3)-methyltransferase activity. The transcript is spliced from 2 exons. Bases 121 to 1170 code for a protein of 349 amino acids.